Molecule: messenger RNA, 327 nt
Organism: Ilex paraguariensis (yerba mate)
Lineage: Eukaryota; Viridiplantae; Streptophyta; Magnoliopsida; Aquifoliales; Aquifoliaceae
Source: the annotation of a GenBank genome assembly
AUGGCAACAACAAAAUGGCCAUUCAGGGGUGAAUGGGCUAUAAAGCACUUCACAUGGUUUAAUAAAAUGGAUGCAUCAAUCUAUGAGAGGCACGAGCAGUGGAUGGCUCAAUAUGGUCGUGUAUACAAAGAUAGUGAUGAAAAAGACAAUCGGUUCAAAAUAUUCAAGGAAAAUGUAGAAAGAAUAGAAUCAUUUAACAAAGCCACCAAUAAGCCUUACAAGCUUGGUGUCAAUCAAUUUGUGGACCUCACAAAUAAAAGAGUUCAAAGCACGCUACAAACUCAAGAGGCGUGUUUGCUCUACAGAGGCAGUUUCCUUCAAGUAUGA